Molecule: messenger RNA, 1778 nt
Organism: Glycine soja
Lineage: Eukaryota; Viridiplantae; Streptophyta; Magnoliopsida; Fabales; Fabaceae
Exons: 12
Coding region: 86-1393 (435 amino acids)
Cellular component (GO): chloroplast
Source: RefSeq, a predicted model, not a curated record
GAAUUGCAAGAACAACAAAACUGAGCACUCUUAUCUAUCAUUCUAUCCUCUUCUUCUUCAUCUUGGAAGUGAGUGUAGCAUAAUAAUGACCAGUUCUCGAGAGCGUUUGGUGAAGGCGGUGAAGCAGUUUGUGGAGGUUCGCUACAAGGUUUUCGGCGACCGUUAUGGCCAAAACAUCAUCGACAUCCUCGACUUUCCGAUUAAGGUUGUCUUGUCUCCCUUCACUCUCGCCUUCGAUAUUGCAGGCUCUGCUCCUCGCGGCUUCGGCGUCCCGGAACUCAUCUCCAAGCUCUCUGCCACUUCCGUCUUCGCUAUAGCUGCUCUUGGGACUUAUGACAUUGCCUUUGAGCUGGGGAGGAAGGUGAUAUGUCAAAGGAAUUGUAACUCAUGCAAUGGAUGGCGGGCCUUACAUUGUACAAUGUGUCGAGGAAGUGGGAGGGUGCAUUAUCAAGUGAAGAAUUGCAACUUGAAUACUGGAGAGAAAGCAACUGCUGAAUCUGUAGCAGACGCCAUUGCCAAUAACCGGGCUGAGUUGGUGCAUAUACCAUCAUCCUUGGAUUUUCAAAAACCGCUACCUUCAAAAGAGUGUCCAACUUGUGAUGGAACGUGUGUUUUGAUUUUGUUUGGAGAAUUUAUUGAUUAUGCACAGGGUGUAAUGAGCUGUCCUGAAUGCAAACACAGAUUGCUGCAUGUUAGGAUCUCAGCAGAUGAUAUUAUGGAGCCCCCAUGGCAAGCUUAUAAUGUCUUGAAAAAGAUUGAUUAUCCAUAUGAGCACAUAUUGCACAGCAUGAAAGAUCCCAGUAUUGCUGCAUUUUGGUUGAUUACAUUUCCUCAGAUUAUGGGUGGAUUUACCUAUGACGAUGAUGUGAAGCAGAAAAUAUGGUGGCAAUACAAGGAAAAUAUGCGGUAUGACCAACUCCGAGAUGUGGUGGCCAAGAGAAAACCAGGGUGGGAGUAUCUGCAGGAUGCCUUGAUAUCUAUUGAUCCUGCCCGUGCAAGGGAUGAUCCUGUCAUAGUGAAAAAUGUCCCUUACUAUAAGGCUAAGAAGGCUCUGGAGACAGAGGUUAUGAAGAUUGAUCCUCCACCAAGACCGCCAAAUUGGGGUGAGCUUGACCUUCCAUUGAAUGCAUCAUCUUGGAGUGAGGAGGAUCUCAAAGAUCCAGAUAAGUUCUAUGAAAUGACUGUUCUUCUUAAUGCCCAAAGAGAAAUCUCUGAUAAGAUCUUGGAUGCACAGUGGGAAACUAAAUGGCGUCAGGACAAGUUGAAUGAGAUGUUGGAGGCAAAGGUGAAGCCUUACAUUCAGGAUAUAGACAAUGCAGUUCUUCCUGAGCCUAUUUUAUUAAAGCCUCAAAAUCAGGAAAAGAGACAACGGCGGAGGUGGUUCUUCUUUUGACAACAUGGAUAAAGCUACUGUAUGCUUGAACAUGCUUGUUUGUAGUCCUAAUUUUUUGUUAUAAUCUGUAACUAUUUAUACACUGUUGGAUCCCCCCACAAGCACACAUGUGCCUCUGUUGUGGUCAUCAUUUUUGUGGAGGAAACAAUUGUUUGUGACACAAGAAAUACAAGAAAAGUCUAGAGAAACAUGCAAGAAGCAACAAAAGUCUUCUUCACCCGGCCAAACCUUUGCUGAUGUUACAUUUGGUAUUAUUAUGUCAAAUGCACUCCGAAGAUUAUUCCAUUUUAAUUCUGCGUUGCUGAAAUUCCCUGAAAAUCAAUCUAUAUGUGUUGUUGACUACCAACUCCUAUUCUGAUAAAUGAACGAUCUUCAAUGUGAUGAA